UUAAUAUAUUCAAAAUUUAAUAGUUUAGUAUCAUUGAAUAGUUUAUACCAAAGCAUAUCACCAUGUCUACCCAAUCUGUUCAAACUUUUGGUAAAAAGAAGACCGCUACUGCCGUUGCCCACGUUAAGGCCGGUAAAGGUUUAAUCAAAAUUAACGGUUCUCCAAUCACUUUAGUUCAACCAGAAAUCUUAAGAUUCAAGGUUUACGAACCAUUAACCAUUGUUGGUUUAGAUAAAUUCCAAGGUAUUGACAUCAGAGUUAAAGUUACCGGUGGUGGUCACGUUUCUCAAGUUUAUGCCAUUAGACAAGCUAUUGCUAAAGGUUUAAUUGCUUAUCACCAAAAAUACGUUGAUGAAGCUUCCAAGAACGAAUUAAAGAAAGUUUUCACCAAAUACGACAAGACCUUAUUAGUUGCUGACUCCAGAAGAAGUGAACCAAAGAAAUUCGGUGGUCGUGGUGCCAGAGCCAGAUUCCAAAAAUCUUACCGUUAAGGAAUUUACUCAUCAUCAAAAUUUCUUCAACUACUUUCCAAUCAAAUCAUUAUUAUAUUUAUUAUUACUGAUGAUGAAUAUUAAGGUCAAUACACAUUUAAUGUCAAUAUGUUAAUUGAUUUUCCUUUUCUUCAAUCACCAUAAUAAUAUUUAUCAUUACCUUUCUCCAUAAAAUCAUAUGUACUUUAUAAUCUAUCAUAAAUUUAUUAUAUAUAUACAUACUAUUUGUUAAUAUAAACAUCAUCAUUUAGUUAUAUACC
Messenger RNA from Scheffersomyces amazonensis, 751 nucleotides. It is a transcript of the gene RPS16A, whose product is annotated as 40S ribosomal protein uS9. The record is from RefSeq and is a predicted model, not a curated record. Gene Ontology annotation, cellular component: cytosolic small ribosomal subunit; ribosome. Gene Ontology annotation, biological process: maturation of SSU-rRNA from tricistronic rRNA transcript (SSU-rRNA, 5.8S rRNA, LSU-rRNA); translation. Gene Ontology annotation, molecular function: RNA binding; structural constituent of ribosome. The transcript is spliced from 2 exons. The coding region runs from base 63 to 491 and encodes 142 amino acids. NCBI's taxonomy places the organism in Eukaryota, Fungi, Ascomycota, Pichiomycetes, Serinales, Debaryomycetaceae.